AUGGACACUCUCGACAACCAGCGGCUGCCAGACUACCCAAUCAUUGUCGAGUGCGGCAGUGGCUCCGGUAUCGUCUCUGGCCAUAUGGCCGCCACUUUCCAGACCGCCCAGGUCAUCUCCACCGACCUUAACCCUUACGCCAACGAGGCCACCGCAGACACAUUGCGGAACACACUCAACCGGCGCCCCCAAAGCACCGUCGCACGCAUGAGCCUUUUAACCAACUUCAAAAACGAAUCCGUUGACGCCAUCGUGUUCAACCCGCCAUAUGUCCCGUCGGAGCCCGGCGAAAUUCGGGACGAGUUGGACUACGCCUGGGCAGGUGGCCGUGACGGCACUGAGUCCACUCAUCCCCUCGUUGCUGACGCCAGGCGAGUGCUCCGGGUAGGUGGCUCUCUCUAUCUCCUACUUGAGAAACGCAAUAACCCGGAACAUUUCGUCUCGCAGUACCGCCACGACUUUGGGCGUGUGGACAAAAUAGGUGAGAAGAAAAUCCCUGGCGAACUUCUCAGUGUUUGGCGCUUCGUCAAGACGUGA
Gregarina niphandrodes is the source of this 537-nucleotide messenger RNA. Its product is annotated as methyltransferase domain protein. Lineage: Eukaryota; Apicomplexa; Conoidasida; Eugregarinorida; Gregarinidae. The transcript has 2 exons. Gene Ontology annotation, biological process: methylation. Gene Ontology annotation, molecular function: S-adenosylmethionine-dependent methyltransferase activity; protein methyltransferase activity; nucleic acid binding. Gene Ontology annotation, cellular component: eRF1 methyltransferase complex. The record is from RefSeq and is a predicted model, not a curated record. Bases 1 to 537 code for a protein of 178 amino acids.